This is a messenger RNA of Sapajus apella (tufted capuchin), 4010 nucleotides long. It is a transcript of the gene MORN1, whose product is annotated as MORN repeat containing 1. The record is from RefSeq and is a predicted model, not a curated record. The transcript has 13 exons. NCBI's taxonomy places the organism in Eukaryota, Metazoa, Chordata, Mammalia, Primates, Cebidae. Gene Ontology annotation, cellular component: cytosol. The coding region runs from base 219 to 1736 and encodes 505 amino acids.
CGGAAGCCGUUGGCGGGCGUGCCUCUCGGCGGAAGAGACGGCAGCGGCGGAAACGCGCCGCGUGCACAGGCGCAGCUGCGUCCUCUGGCUCCGGGUCCGGCUAGAUUCACUCCAGAGAUUGCGCGAGCCCAGGGACUAGGCCCGUGGCCACACCCCCUUGCGACAAAGACCAAUGGAAGCGUGCGUUGCUGGUCGUUAAGGAAACCCCCGGCAGCAAGAUGGCGGCGGCCGGCGAGGGCACCCGGAGCUCCCGCAGGCCGCGCCGGGACCCGCCGAGGCGGCCGCCCCGGGACGGUUAUGGUGUCUACGUAUACCCAAAUUCCUUCUUUCGAUAUGAAGGAGAAUGGAAAGGAGGAAAGAAACACGGCCACGGGAAGUUGUUAUUUAAAGAUGGCAGUUAUUACGAAGGGGCGUUUGUGGACGGAGAGAUCACGGGCGAGGGCCGCCGGCACUGGGCCUGGUCAGGGGACACCUUCUCUGGACAGUUUGUCCUGGGAGAGCCUCAAGGACGUGGCGUCAUGGAGUACAAAGCCGGCGGGUGUUACGAAGGGGAGGUCUCCCACGGCGCGCGGGAAGGACAUGGGUUUCUGGUGGAUCAGGAUGGACAGGUGUACCAGGGCUCCUUCCAUGGCAACAAGAGGCACGGGCCGGGGCAGAUGCUCUUUAAGAACGGUGACAAGUAUGACGGCGACUGGGUCCGGGACCAGCGUCAGGGACAUGGGGUGCUGCGCUGCGCCGACGGCUCCACCUAUGAGGGACAGUGGCACAGCGACGUCUUUAGUGGACUGGGCAGCAUGGCCCACUGCUCAGGGCUCACCUAUUCUGGGCUGUGGAUCAAUGGCCACCCAGCAGAACAAGCCACGAAGAUGGUGAUCUUGGGUCCGGAGGUGAUGGAAGUGGUCCAAGGCUGUCCCUUCUCGGUGCACAUUCAGCUGCUGCAGGACCAAGGGGAGAUUGCCCAGGGUGAGAGCGGCCGGGUCCUGCAGAUCUCAGCGGCUGUCAGAUACGUGCAGCUGCCGGCGUACUCUGAGGUCAGCUUUUUCCAAGUGGACAGAGACAGCCAAGAGACGCUCAUCCAGACCCCAUUUGGGUUCGAAUGCAUCCCCUAUCCUGUGUCCAGCCGUGAAGCUGGGGUGCUGGGGCCCAGAGCUACCAAGGGAGCUGCAGAAACCUCCAUGCCCCUGCCUGGGGGAGACCAGGAGCUGGAUUCGGAUGCCGCCCAUGGCCAGGAGGACACCCUCAGUGACCAGCUUGCCAGGGGGUGCGCGCCCUGUUGUCCCGGGGCCUGUCAGCGAGUGCAGCAGGGCCGUGCCGCUUUCACAGAUGUCCUCCUGGGGCCGCCCCCGCCCGGGUACCACCCCUUCCUGUUCCUGGACAGCCUCCACAAGAAGGCAGGCAGCAGAUCCAGAGGCGGCCCGCACCCCAGGGCAGCACCACCCACCGCACCAGAGCCACCGGGAGGCAGCAGGCCUGAGGGGAGAGCCAUGGAGGAGCGGACUUCGGCGGCAGCAUACCCAGGUAGGUGGGCGGGACCCACGUGCGUCAUCAGCCACGCCACUCUCUGGAGAGGCGACAGGCCACAGUCCAGGGCUGGGGAGUUUCAGACCAUCCUGGCCAACACAGUGAGACCCCAUCCCCACAACAGUUGGGGGCACUUGGCCGAAGCAGCAGGUGGAGAUGUGGGAGAGCCGGGCCCUCCCAGGGGCCUGAAUGAUAAGGGGCUGGUGGCUUGCUGAGGGGGAUGGUCCGGGAAGACGUGAAGUUGGGCUGACACAGCCCUUGAUGUGGGGAAUAUCCUAGCAGGGAGGAAAGCCUGGGGCAGGGUGCACAGGGUGCAGAGGCCUUGGAGGCUGAGGGGAGCUGCGGGAAGCUGCCAAGGCCCAGGGUGGCUGAGCCGUGAGGGGCUGCUCCCCAGCAAGGCCGACGGCAGGGCCUGGGGGGCCUGGGGGGCCUGGGCUGGGCAUGAGGCUCCUCCUGGCACGGGAGCUGCUGUGGGGACUGCAAGAAGGGUCCCAGUGAGGGCCUGGAGGAGGCUCAGGUGCAGACCCCCAGGCCAUGGGGCCUCCUCCAGCAGCCGCAGUCCUGGGGCUGAACUCCACGGCCUGAGACUGGCAUCUCCCCCCACAGCCUGAGGGGCGGAGUGCCAGGGUGCCUAGGCUACACCAAGGCGUGGUCCCCAGCAGGGCACGGGUGCAGUGGCUGGCAGGGUACCUGGUGGAGAGCAGAGCCUCUCUGAACCCUGGGCCAGCGAGAGUGAUCCUUCCUCUGGUGUCUCUGGGGUUCUGGCAGGAGAGCCAAAGGCUGGGAGGUCUGGGCCCACCGCUUGCUGGGGUCUGGAUGCCUCUAUGGAGCUGCCCCUGGUGCAGCCAGAAGGCAAGCGGAGCCACCCUGGUUGGGGGGACGGUCUGGUGUAGCUGGGGCUGCAGCCAGCAAGGGCUUGGGUCCCGGGUGGCGUCCCCCAUGGUCCCAGAGCAGCCCUCACACCAUCCACCGCCCCAGCCCCAUCCUGGCCAUCCCAGGAGAAGCAGGUAGGUGAGGGUGGGGGGCGGGGACAUCUCACACCGACAAGAAUCAGCUGGGUCCCGGCGUCUCUGUGCAGCCCCCAGCCCCGGAGAACACCACCUGCCCACCCAGGGUUUCCGAGCUCCGCAGAGACAGCUCUGGGGGUGAGGAGCAAAGGGAGAUGGAUGUGGGGCCACUCCAGUGCAGCUGCGGCCGAGGCCCAGGUGAGAGCUGGCCCAGGGCUAGAUCCCGUGGCCGUCAAGGCCCAGCCUGCCGCACUGUGGCUGCCAGCCAGAGCCCGUCCCGCCUGCCCUUCCCGUCUGCCAGGCUGCCAGCCUCGGGAGCGGGGUCAGAUGGGGCUUGUGGCCCGGCUCCUCAGUCACUGCCUGCCGAGCUCUCCCGGCCCCGGCCAGCGCCUUGGCUGCCGCUGGGCAAGCUGUAUUCCUGGGAACACCUAGAAACCAGCUGCUUGGAAACACCGUGGCGUUGCCAUGCACGGCUCUCCCUCCGCCCACCAGGGAGGCUGGCCCUGGUGCCCACUGCGCUGUGGCUGCAGAACAUGUGCCCCCUGGCGAGGUCCCCCUAGACCUUGUUUCUUUCUAAAGGAACUGACUCAGGGCCAAGCACGUGGCCCCAGGCCCCGAGGCUCGCGCUAGUCCAGCCCAGGAGCGCACAGGCGGCAGCGCCCGUGGCCCGGCCGGAGGAGGCCGCCGCUCCGCUCUGCUCGGGGAGGGAGCGCCGUUUUCCAGGCCGGCGGCGUCUGGAAUGUGUCUCUGCCUUGCGGUGUGAGCCGACUCCUGCCCCGUUUCAGCGCGGCGGCAUUCCUGGUGUGAGCCCGGGCCAGCCCGGCGCCUUUUCCACGCUCCAGUGCCAGCCCCACGGGCUCCGGGGACGGGAGAGGACGGUUUCCAUGGCAACCUCACUUUUGUUAUUUCUUAUUUUCUUUUUUAUGGUUUCUCCAACUUUGAAGCUCUCCAGACAGUUUACAGGCUGUGAAAGGAAAAGUCCUUUCCCUUCUCUCCCGAGUCCCCCCAGCAGGGCCGCCCCCCAACCCCACCUAGAGAGCCCGCCGCGGUGCGGGGAAGGGGCUGGGCCGGGGGCUUCGAAAGCAAACCAGACAGCUCUCGCCUUUGGAGGGUUCAUUAUUUUUAAAAUCAGUUUAUGGAGGAAAGGAAUGAUUUUUAUCCUAAGAAGGUAGGAAAGUAUUUGCAAAAGAAUGCCCCAGGAGCCCCGCAGCAGGUCGGCAGCAAGGGGCCCCCGAGCGGCUGCCUGGCAAGGGUCACUUCCGUCCUCACCAGCCUCUGAGCAGGAGGCCGUAGCUAGGCUGUGGCCUGAGGUCGGAGCUGGUUUGCUUCGCCCAAAUCGGUUUAUUCACCUACGCCGACUGUGCGUCUAGCACCCCAGGCCUGGUCCAGUGGCUGGUCCUGUGGUUACGGUGCCAAGAAUCCCGGAACCCAGGCAGAGAUGACCAGGGUGGGGGGCACAGGGGCCGGUGUGGACACGAGACA